Molecule: messenger RNA, 776 nt
Organism: Pediculus humanus corporis (human body louse)
Lineage: Eukaryota; Metazoa; Arthropoda; Insecta; Psocodea; Pediculidae
Product: retinal protein, putative
Exons: 5
Coding region: 72-776 (234 amino acids)
Biological process (GO): nervous system development; cilium assembly; lipoprotein transport
Cellular component (GO): cilium
Molecular function (GO): lipid binding
Source: RefSeq, a predicted model, not a curated record
AGUUUAUUUAAAAAAUUAAUAUAUUUAUUAAAAAGGUGAAAAAUUUUUUAGUUAAGUUUAUCAUCUACGAAAUGAGUGUUGUAAGUAAUAACGCUCCGAUAAAGAAAAAUAAUGUUGGAAUCAGAAGUACAAAAUCAAAAAAAGAAACAAUGUUUGAACCUGUGACUGAAGAAUACCUGCAAAAUAAGGAAUACGUUACUCCAGAAGAUGUUUUACGCUUAUCAAAAAUUACGGAUUGUUACCUUUGCACUCCGGAAGCAAAUAUUUAUCAAAUCGACUUUACCAGAUUUAAAAUUAGGGAUUUGGGAACUGGAAUUGUUUUAUUUGAGAUAGCCAAACCUACAAUAUCUUCAUCUGAUACAGAUGAGCAUGAAGGAGACAGCGAAAUUGAAGAGUCAGAUCCUAAUGCGGGUAGAUUUGUAAGGUAUCAGUUUACUCCACAUUUUCUUAAAUUGAAGACUGUUGGAGCAACGGUGGAAUUUACUGUUGGAGCUCAACCCAUUCAUAAUUUUAGAAUGAUUGAACGUCACUUUUUUAGAAACAAGCUUUUAAAAACAUUCGAUUUCGAUUUUGGUUUUUGUAUACCUAAUAGCAAAAAUACUUGUGAACACAUAUAUGAAUUUCCAGUUUUAGAUCCAGAGCUAGUGAAAGAAAUGAUUUCGCAUCCGUUCGAAACAAAAUCGGACAGCUUUUAUUUUGUGGAUGAUAAAUUAGUUAUGCAUAAUAAGGCCGAUUAUGCAUAUGAUGGUGGAUUAAAUUUAAACAAACAACCCUAA